This is a messenger RNA of Zingiber officinale, 1434 nucleotides long. RefSeq lists its product as uncharacterized. The coding region runs from base 2 to 1309 and encodes 435 amino acids. The transcript has 3 exons. NCBI's taxonomy places the organism in Eukaryota, Viridiplantae, Streptophyta, Magnoliopsida, Zingiberales, Zingiberaceae. The record is from RefSeq and is a predicted model, not a curated record.
CAUGGAUUCCGCCGCCAUGAGCUCCAUGAGAGACGACGAGGACGACGACGAAUCCCUCCGCCUGCCUCUCCUCCUCAACCCUGCCUACGCCCGCACCAAAUCUACAAUCUCGGAUGAGCUCCGCAACUUCCGCCUCUGCCUCAAGUGGUGCCUCCUCGACCACUCCACAUCCACCGGUGCCGCCACCUCCUACGUCACCUUCGCUUUUCUCGCCGUCCUACUGCCCCCCGCCGUCUCCCUCUCUCUCAGUGGCCCCUCGGUCUCCCUCCACCAGCUCGUCCAGCUCCCCUCCUCUGCCCUCGCCGCCAUCGCCUUCUUCUCCCUCGCCGCCUCCUUCCGCCGCCAAACCGGCCUCCGUCAGUUCCUCCUCCUCGACGGCGCUCUCCGCGAUGACCCCGCCUGCGUGCGCCGCCGCUACGCCCGCUUACUAGACCGCGCCUUCCGCCGCCUCCUCUUCAUCCUCCUCCCCUGUUUCGCCGUCGAGGUCGCGCACAAGAUCCAAUUUUUCUCCGCCGCCUCCGUGCGCACCGCUCUCUGGUCCAGCCCAGCAGCGCUCGUGGCCACGCUCGCCUCCUGGGUGUACCGUACAGGGGUCUUCCUGCUCGUGUGCGUGCUUUUCCGGCUCACAUGCGAGCUCCAGACACUGAGGUUCGAGGGGCUGUACGAGAUGUUCGAGGAGGAGGGAAGCGGAGCAUCGCCGGAGAGAUGCGAAGCUCUACUGAAAGAGCACGCGAGGAUAAGGCGACAGCUGCUGGUGACGAGCCACCGGUACCGGAUUUUUAUCCUCGGUUGCCUGGUCACCAUCACGGUCAGCCAAUUGGGGGCGUUGUUGCUGGUUUUGGCGUCCAAGUCAGAGAAGAACUUUUUCAACUCCGGCGAUGUCGUGGUGUGCUCGGCGGUGCAAUUGAGUGGCAUGUUCAUGUGUUUGAUGGGCGCUGCAAAGAUCACCCACCGUGCUCAGCGAGUAGUCUCCGUUGCCAGCCGGUGGCACGCCGUCCUGUCCGCCAGUAGCGCCACCACUUCUCCGGCGAAGCAAUCGCCGUCAGCCACCGACUACGCUUCCGACUCGUCCAACCCCAAGAACGACGACUCGCCCGAGCCCUCCACCAAUCACCCAAUCGCUUCACAAGGAGGUCAUCAGAAAUCCACAUUCCAAGCUCGACAAGCUUUAGUGAUGUACUUGCAACACAAUGGCGGCGGAAUCACACUGUUCGGCUUCGCAUUGGACCGCGGGAUGCUGCACACGCUGUUUGCCUUCGAGACCACGCUCGUGCUCUGGAUCCUCAGCAAAGUCGUGGUUUUAUCUUAAUUAAGAAAUCAAUUUCUGUUUAAUUAAUCGACUAGUGAAGACUAAUUACACUCAUAAGCGAGGGAAACUUCCAUUUCAAUUCACAAUGUUUUCUAUAUUUUAUUUUCAAACUCUUUAUCAUUUCA